Messenger RNA from Cavia porcellus (domestic guinea pig), 2328 nucleotides. It is a transcript of the gene Shc2, whose product is annotated as SHC adaptor protein 2. Gene Ontology annotation, cellular component: plasma membrane. Gene Ontology annotation, molecular function: receptor tyrosine kinase binding. The transcript is spliced from 13 exons. Gene Ontology annotation, biological process: cell surface receptor protein tyrosine kinase signaling pathway; intracellular signal transduction. Lineage: Eukaryota; Metazoa; Chordata; Mammalia; Rodentia; Caviidae. The coding region runs from base 16 to 1743 and encodes 575 amino acids. The record is from RefSeq and is a predicted model, not a curated record.
CGCGGCGGCCGCGCCAUGACGCAGGGCCCGGGCGGCCGCGCGCCCCCCGGCGGCCCCGAACCCGAGGCGCCCACCACCUUCUGCGCGCUGCUGCCGCGCAUGGCGCCCUGGAAGCUGGCGGCGCCCGGGGGCUUCCUGGGCCGCGGGCCGGCGGCGGGGGCGGCGCGGGCGGAGGGCGCGGCGGGCCCCGGGGACCCCAGGCCCGCGCUGGCCGCCGUGCUGGGCGCCUGCGAGUCGCGCUGCGCCGCCCCCUGCCCGCUGCCUGCGCUCGGCCGCUGCCGGGUCCCGGGGGCGCGCGGGCCGCGGGGCGCGCGGGGUGGGGGGACGGCGGGGCCCCAGGACGCCGCGGCCGACGAGUGGGCGCGCAAGGGCGGCUUCAUCCACAAGCCGGCGCACGGCUGGCUGCACCCCGACGCCAGGGUCCUGGGGCCCGGGGUCUCCUACGUCGUCAGGUACAUGGGCUGCAUUGAGGUGCUCAGAUCCAUGCGCUCCCUGGACUUCAGCACCCGGACCCAGGUGACCAGGGAGGCCAUCAAUCGGCUCCACGAGGCUGUGCCAGGCGUCAGGGGCUCCUGGAAGAAGAAGGCUCCCAACAAGGCGCUGGCCUCCAUCCUAGGCAAGAGCAACCUGCGCUUCGCGGGCAUGAGCAUUUCCGUGAACAUUUCCAUCGACGGCCUCAAUCUCUCGGUGCCCGCCACGCGUCAGGUCAUCGCCAGCCACCACAUGCAGUCCAUCUCCUUCGCGUCCGGUGGUGACACGGACAUGACAGAUUACGUGGCCUACGUCGCCAAGGACCCCAUCAACCAGAGAGCCUGUCACAUCCUGGAGUGCUGUGAGGGCCUGGCGCAGAGUGUCAUCAGCACCGUGGGCCAAGCCUUCGAGCUGCGCUUCAAGCAGUACCUGCACAGCCCCCCCAAGGCAGUGGUGCCCCCCGAAAGGCUGACCGGACUGGAGGAGUCGGCCUGGGGGGACGAGGAGGAGGCCGAGGGUCAUAACUACUACAAUAGCAUCCCGGGAAAGGAGCCGCCGCCAGGCGGGCUCAUGGACUCCAGGCUGGCGCUCACGCAGCCCUGUGGCCUCUCGGCCCUUGGCCAGGGAGCGUCUCCGCUGCGUAGAGACACCCGUGGUCCACAGUGGGACCAGUGCUCUUCCGGCUCAGCGCUGCCCGGGGAUGGCUACGUGCAGGCGGAUGCCCGGGGCCCUCGGGAGUACGAGGAGCACCUGUACGUCAACACCCAGGGACUGGACGCUUUGGACGCCCCGGAGCCCGAGGACCCGCUGCCCCCGCAGCCCGAGGACAGCCCCAAGAAGGACCUGUUUGACAUGCGACCCUUCGAGGACGCUCUGAGGCUGCACGAGUGCUCGGCGGGUGUCACAGAGGACCAGUGGCCCAGUCCCCCGACCCGCCGGGCCCCCAUCGCCCCCACCGAGGAGCAGCUGCGCCAGGAGCCCUGGUACCACGGCCGCAUGAGCCGCCGGGCAGCAGAGAGGCUGCUGCGAGCCGACGGGGACUUCCUGGUGCGGGACAGCGUCACCAACCCGGGGCAGUACGUCCUCACCGGCAUGCACGCCGGGCAGCCCAAGCACCUGCUGCUGGUGGACCCCGAGGGUGUGGUGCGGACCAAGGACGUCCUGUUUCACAGCAUCAGUCACCUCAUCGACUACCACCUGCGGAACGGGCAGCCCAUCGUGGCCGCCGAGAGCGAGCUGCACCUUCGUGGAGUGGUGGCGCGGGAGCCCUGAGCCGUUGCCACCCAGGUGACAGUUCUCAGAGGCUCCUGCCCCCAGACGCCCCUGUCGUGGCCUUAUGGACGCUCAGCCUCCCCUCUGGGUCUGUCCGGCCGGAACCACAGAACUGCUGCUGUCCCCCGACAGGAGCCUCGGGGACCCCUUCCUGCCUGUGCCCGCCGCCCCGCACCAAGCCGGGUGCUCGUACCAAAGAGAGCCUUCCUCGCCUUUCAAGCAGACACCGGGGGUACAGCCCUGCCUGGCUUCACCCUGCCGUCCCCGUGAUGGGCAGCGACCCCAGUCUUCCUCCCCGGCUGGACUUGAGUUACGUCCCUGGAACAGAGGGUCCUGACACCCCCGGGCUCCACUGCUCACCUGAGAAAUCAGGACCUCAGUGUCUUGUUAGGGGGAGAACUAAGGUGCUUUGGGGGGAUCUCACGCUGAUGCCACGGAGUGGGAGACAGUCUCUGGGCCUCCCCAGCUGCUCUAGGUCGGGAGACCAGGUGAUUGUGAGGUCCAUGCCAGCCCUCCAGCUGCAGACCAGACUGGACAUUGGAUCUGUUUGUAAUUAAACCUGGGCGUGAUGACGGCCUGACCGAA